This is a messenger RNA of Carya illinoinensis, 624 nucleotides long. RefSeq lists its product as uncharacterized. The record is from RefSeq and is a predicted model, not a curated record. The transcript has a single exon. NCBI's taxonomy places the organism in Eukaryota, Viridiplantae, Streptophyta, Magnoliopsida, Fagales, Juglandaceae. The coding region runs from base 1 to 624 and encodes 207 amino acids.
AUGAGGAAGCACAAUCAGCUCAACCCAUUAUUGAACAUUUGGAGCGUCACGGCAAUUGGAUACUUUUAUUUGUGUCGGUGGGUUAAACAUUUGGAGCGUCACGGCAAUUGGAUUGAUGAGACACGUGGCACAUUGAUGUUGGUGGCCACUGUGAUCGCGAGCGUGACUUUCCAAGCUGGGCUCAACCCCCCAGGUGGCGUUUGGCAACAAGAUUCUGAAAAUGGUACUGAGGCAGCAGGCACAUCAAUACUUCUAUCUAAGCAUUCCGAUAUUGGUUACCAUUAUUUCUUGAAUUUCAACACCGUGUCUUUUGUUGCAGCUGUUAGCGUUCUACUUGUUGAAAUUAGUGGAUUGCCUGUGAGAUACAAGUUUUUUAUAUGGCUUUUGGCCUUAACCAUGAUUAUUGCAAUCUGGGCCAUGGCAGUUGCCUAUUUCAACGCACUGUAUUUGGUGAACCCGACCUAUCUUGUAGGAAUCUAUUUAGCGGACAUUUUUAGUGUAGUGCUUUUGGCUGCUGGUGCGGUUCACAUAAUCCGCCUGUUAUUUUGGAUAGGGAAGUUGUUGUUGAAAUUCGUUCUCUGGUUAAUUACCAAGCAUCCGGCAAACGAUGCCGUCAACGUGUAA